UGAAAUGCAGGAAGUUUUGCUCCCUAGUGGACAUGGUAUUAUGGUCCGAGGUUACCGCCCUGUUGUUAAUACCCUUGCAAGAGGCCUGGAUAUUCGUCUUAAUCAUCAGGUUACAAAAAUUGUUUGGAGUAACAUGGGAGUGGAAGUCAGUGUUGAAAAUGGCAAAACGUUUGUUGCAGAUGCUGCUGUCAUCACUGUACCCCUAGGGGUUCUGAAAGCUAAUAUCAUAAAGUUUGAACCAAGGCUUCCAGAUUGGAAGGAAGAAGCAAUAAAUAAUCUUGCUGUUAGAGUUGAGAACAAGAUUGUGCUGCUCUUUGACACAGUUUUCUGGCCUAAUGUAGAGUUCCUUGGUGUAGUGUCAUCCACUUCUUACAGUUGCAGUUAUUUCCUUAAUCUUCACAAGGCAACAGGCAAUAAAGUCCUUGUUUACAUGCCUUCUGGUCGACUUGCCCUCGAUAUCGAAAAGUUGUCGGAUGAAGCUGCUGCUAAUUUUGCCUUUGGGCAACUGAAACAGAUCCUCCCAGAUGCAUCUAUGAUCUCUGGAUCGAUACCAAGCAUGUUAAAGGCCAACCAAGCAAAUACGUCCGCAUUGGCCUAUAGGAAGGAGAUGAGGUGCCGACGAUCCUCUUCACACAGGUUUGAACCGAUCUUCACCACUUUGUUCAGGUCUUCAUCAAUGGACAUCGGGAUUAGGUCUUCCAUCAGCUGA
Messenger RNA from Elaeis guineensis (African oil palm), 709 nucleotides. RefSeq names its product polyamine oxidase 3-like. The record is from RefSeq and is a predicted model, not a curated record. Lineage: Eukaryota; Viridiplantae; Streptophyta; Magnoliopsida; Arecales; Arecaceae. Gene Ontology annotation, cellular component: peroxisome. Gene Ontology annotation, molecular function: polyamine oxidase activity. Gene Ontology annotation, biological process: polyamine catabolic process.